Molecule: messenger RNA, 4414 nt
Organism: Cercocebus atys (sooty mangabey)
Lineage: Eukaryota; Metazoa; Chordata; Mammalia; Primates; Cercopithecidae
Gene: EPS15
Product: epidermal growth factor receptor pathway substrate 15
Exons: 26
Coding region: 111-2921 (936 amino acids)
Biological process (GO): endocytosis; endosomal transport
Cellular component (GO): cytoplasm; plasma membrane; clathrin coat of coated pit
Molecular function (GO): cadherin binding; calcium ion binding
Source: RefSeq, a predicted model, not a curated record
GGGGAGACGCCCGCCCCGGCCUCGCCUACGGCCGCUCCCUCCGCCUCCUCCCCGCCCCGAGCCCCAGUCAGCCCGUCCUUCCUUCCCUUCCCUUGCAUGAUGGAAACACCAUGGCUGCGGCGGCCCAGCUUUCUCUGACACAGUUAUCAAGUGGGAAUCCUGUAUAUGAAAAAUACUAUAGACAGGUUGAUACAGGCAAUACUGGAAGGGUGUUUGCUUCUGAUGCUGCUGCUUUCCUGAAAAAAUCAGGGCUUCCAGACUUGAUACUUGGAAAGAUUUGGGAUUUAGCCGACACAGAUGGCAAAGGUAUCCUGAACAAACAAGAAUUCUUUGUUGCUUUGCGUCUUGUAGCAUGUGCCCAGAAUGGAUUGGAAGUUUCACUAAGUAGUUUGAACCUGGCUGUUCCUCCACCAAGAUUUCAUGAUACCAGUAGUCCUUUGCUAAUCAGUGGUACCUCUGCAGCUGAGCUCCCAUGGGCUGUAAAACAUGAAGAUAAGGCCAAAUAUGAUGCAAUUUUUGAUAGUUUAAGCCCAGUGAAUGGAUUUUUAUCUGGUGAUAAAGUGAAACCAGUGUUGCUCAACUCUAAGUUACCUGUGGAUAUCCUUGGAAGAGUUUGGGAGUUGAGUGAUAUUGACCAUGAUGGAAUGCUUGACAGAGAUGAGUUUGCAGUUGCCAUGUUUUUGGUAUACUGUGCACUGGAGAAAGAACCUGUGCCAAUGUCCUUGCCUCCAGCCUUGGUGCCACCAUCUAAGAGAAAAACGGUCAGUAUAUCAGGCUCUGUGCGGUUGAUCCCCUCUUCAGCAUCAACCAAGGAAUCUUACCACUCCUUACCAUCUGUAGGCAUUUUACCUACCAAAACACCAUUAAGACAGUUAACUCUUGAUUCUUUGGGAUCAAAUUAUCGAAUUCUGGGUUGUCCAAGGCUUUUUUUUUCUGCCCCCAGCCUGCCUCUUGUCAGAUUGAGUAAAGGAAGAUUAAUGACAGGUUUCCUACCCCUCUUCUACCCUCUACUAGCCCAUAUAUGGUCAUUAUGCGACACAAAGGACUGUGGGAAACUUUCAAAGGAUCAAUUUGCCUUGGCUUUUCACUUAAUCAGUCAGAAGUUAAUCAAGGGCAUUGAUCCUCCUCACGUUCUUACUCCUGAAAUGAUUCCACCAUCAGACAGGGCCAGUUUACAAAAGAACAUCAUAGGAUCAAGUCCUGUUGCAGAUUUCUCUGCUAUUAAGGAACUAGAUACUCUUAACAAUGAAAUAGUUGACCUACAGAGGGAAAAGAAUAAUGUGGAACAGGACCUUAAGGAGAAAGAAGAUACUAUUAAACAAAGGACAAGCGAGGUUCAAGAUCUUCAAGAUGAAGUUCAAAGGGAGAAUACUAAUCUGCAAAAACUACAGGCCCAGAAACAGCAGGUACAGGAACUCCUUGAUGAACUGGAUGAGCAGAAAGCCCAGCUGGAGGAGCAACUCAAGGAAGUCAGAAAGAAAUGUGCUGAGGAGGCCCAACUGAUCUCUUCUCUGAAAGCUGAAUUAACUAGUCAGGAAUCACAGAUCUCCACUUAUGAAGAAGAAUUGGCAAAAGCUAGAGAAGAGCUGAGCCGUCUACAGCAGGAAACAGCAGAAUUGGAGGAGAGUGUAGAGUCAGGGAAGGCUCAACUGGAACCUCUUCAGCAGCACCUACAAGAUUCACAACAGGAAAUUAGUUCAAUGCAAAUGAAACUGAUGGAAAUGAAAGAUUUGGAAAAUCAUAAUAAUACGUUAAAUUGGUGCAGUAGCCCACACAGCAUUCUUGUAAAUGGAGCUACAGAUUAUUGCAGCCUCAGCACCAGCAGCAGUGAAACAGCCAACCUUAAUGAACAUGCUGAAGGCCAGAGCAACCUAGAGUCUGAGCCCAUACACCAGGAAUCUCCAGCAAGAAGUAGUCCUGAACUACUGCCUUCUGGUGUGACUGAUGAAAAUGAGGUGACUACAGCUGUUACUGAAAAAGUUUGUUCUGAACUCGAUAAUAACAGACAUUCAAAAGAGGAAGAUCCAUUUAAUGUAGACUCAAGUUCGCUGACAGAUCCAGUUGCAGAUACAAACUUGGAUUUUUUCCAGUCUGAUCCUUUCGUUGGCAGUGAUCCUUUCAAGGAUGAUCCUUUUGGAAAAAUCGAUCCAUUUGGUGGUGAUCCUUUCAAAGGUUCAGAUCCAUUUGCAUCAGACUGUUUCUUCAGGCAAUCUACUGAUCCUUUUGCCACUUCAAGCACUGACCCUUUCAGUGCAGCCAACAAUAGCAAUAUUACAUCGGUGGAAACAUUGAAGCACAAUGAUCCUUUUGCUCCUGGUGGAACAGUUGUUGCAGCAAGCGAUUCAGCCACAGACCCCUUUGCUUCUGUUUUUGGGAAUGAAUCAUUUGGAGAUGGAUUCGCCGACUUCAGCACAUUGUCAAAGGUCAACAAUGAAGAUCCUUUUAGUUCAGCCACAUCAAGCUCUGUAAGCAAUGCAAUGAUUACAAAAAAUGUAUUUGAGGAAACAUCGGUGAAAAGUGAAGAUGAACCCCCAGCGCUACCACCAAAGGUCGGAACUCCAACAAGACCCUGCCCACCACCACCUGGGAAAAGAUCCAUCAACAAACUGGAUUCUCCUGAUCCCUUUAAACUGAAUGAUCCAUUUCAGCCUUUCCCAGGCAAUGAUAGCCCCAAAGAAAAAGAUCCUGAAAUGUUUUGUGAUCCAUUCACUUCUUCUGCUACUACCACUACCAAUAGAGAGGCUGAUCCAAGCAAUUUUGCCAACUUCAGUGCUUAUCCCUCUGAGGAAGAUAUGAUCGAAUGGGCCAAAAGGGAAAGUGAGAGAGAAGAAGAGCAGAGGCUUGCCCGACUAAAUCAGCAAGAACAAGAAGACUUAGAACUGGCUAUUGCACUCAGCAAAUCUGAGAUAUCAGAAGCAUGAAGAAUUCUCUUGUUCUUUGGCAACAAUAUAGUACUCUUCUUCCUGAAUACUGAAACUAUUUACAAUGUGUAUCAAAACUACCUGUGAGCAUGGGAAUACAAAAGGUUUGAGAUUCCUAUAAAUGUGACAAAAUUUUAGGAUUUUUUUUUUCUUCAUUACAGAUUUGUCUUUUUUUUUCUUAUAAAUGCCAUAACCCAGUCAGACAAAUUCACCUUCACUUAGGCCCCUGGCCCCUGUUCUGGUAUACAUUUACUGUGAGCUUUUGCCUGCCUGUGCUAUUUUACUUGUAAAGCUAGAGCACCCAAGCUUCUGCUUUCUGGAAUAUAGAGAAAUAGUUUCACCCUGCACUACGCUGUUCUGUAGUUAUUCUGAUGAUAGCCAGUGAGGUUCUUAAAGUUUGCAGUAUUCUCCCCUGAUUGGAAUGGUUGAGUGAGGAUAAGGGAAAGAAUAUCUUACUUCUUUUAUGAUUGGUGCAAAUUGGCUAAAGUGCAUUUUAAAAUUUCCUUAUAGUAAAAAUACUACUUAAUUUGUUUUUUAGAGACAAGGAAAAAUAUUUUGCACAGAUUUACUCCAGUAUGGAAAAGGGACACUUUAGGUUGAACCAUUAUAGCCUCAGAUUCGAUCUUUUCCUAACUAAAAAUAUUAAAGCCUCAUGUGUGAAAUAAAUUUUUUUAAAGAUUUAUCUGGAUUUAGAGAAUUUUAGAUCAACAGAUACCUCUCGGUGUGUUUGCUAAUUAAUAAAAAUUAGUUUCUUACAAAUAAAGUUUGUAAGAAAAUGUUCAUUUUAAGUGCUAGAUAGUGGAGAAAAUUUAUCACCUAAAAUAUACCCAUCAGUAUAAGGCAAGCAAAAGUCUUAACAUGGCAGCCAUUCUGCCUUUGCCGUGGCCCUGUCCUGUUUAGUUCUUAGUGGGUUUAUUUUUGUACUUUUGCAGAAGAAACUUCAGCAAGCUAGAACUGGAAGGUACUUUAAUUUUUCAUAUAUACUUUUUUUUUUUUUUUUUUAAAUGAAGGCUCAUUUACUUGAAAUGUAAAAACUUUCACUGAAUACAAAUAGGAAAAAAAGUGAUAUGUUUUAUAUCAUAUUGCUUUUUGUCCAUCUUUGUGGUUUAGUUUAUUUACUCACUUCAUGUUUUUCACCUAUAAAAUUGUCAAGCUAGCAACAAAACUCUUGUUUGUUUAAUUGGGAGAGAAGAGACCUGCCAGAUUAUCAAAACUCUUCACGUAUUAAAAGACCACUCCUGUAAAACCGACCUAGUGGACAAGCUGAAUUUGAAAUAGACUGUGAAGUAAGCUGUAACUUGUCAUUUUAAUUUUGUUUAACAUGGUUACUGACUUAGAUGAUGUAUUGAAUACCAAGAUAAAGAAAAAUGCACCUAAAAUCUAAUUAGAAUUAUCUGGGUCACCAAGUCAAGGUGGUAUUGAUCUGUGUUAAUCUGAGUAACUUAUUGCCUAGCCUAUAAAUAAAUUUCAAAGUAUCCAAUUCAUUUCUUCUU